AGCAACGCCUGGCCGGGCUGCAUGGCGAACGAGCCAACCAGUAUCAAGCUUACAUUCGCUUGUCUAUUAUUGCUAAUCUUUGCUUCAGCAGGAAGAUACGUUUAAGAUCUCAGCGGCGCGGGAAAUUCCCCGAGCUGGCUGCACGUACGCUUGCAAUUUUGACGCAUCUCUAUUCCAUUACUGCAAUGCAAAUCUGAAAGUAGGCUGUAAAGCAAGGCGCGGCAGCCAUGGAGUACGCGACGCUGCUUGAGCUGCUCCAAAAUUUGCACUCGGCUGGAGGCGUCGAGAGCGAUGAGAUCCUGCUGUAUCUGCAGCAGUUUAAGGAGGGGUUCUUGAAGCUGCUCGACUUCAAGGGCCCCUCGCCGGAGUCGCGGCGCCAGGUGCAGUCGCGCAAGGUCACCACUGCCAAGUUCGGGGUCCAGGAGCUUGACCUGGUACCGGACGUGCAGCAUGCUCUGCUGCUGAGUGACGAGCUGCGGCUGGAUGAGCUGCUGUGUGUGGAGUACCUCACCUCGGCCCUGGAGGAGCGCGGAGUGUUCGGAGCCGAGUACGCGGCCGGGCUGUACCUGGAGGAGCGGCAGGUGGCGCUGCGCUGUCUGGCCCGGCUGCUGGCGGAGGACGCGCGCACGCAGCAGAGCGCGCAGCACCACGCGGCGGGGGGCGGGCCGGCGGGCACACGCACGCCGCACGCGCAGGCUAUCGCCGCCUACGUGAGCGAGCUGUUGAGCGAGAAAGACGCCAGCGGCCGGCAGGUGCUGGUGUCGCGACUCAUCGCCAUCCUGCGGGACACCUCGCUGGAGCCGCGGCCGGGCACGGCGCUGCCGCUGGUCCGCGACGAGGCCGGCAACCCGGUGGGCCGCGGCCUGCUGCUGCAGCGCGAGCGGCGUGAGGCGGCGCGCUGCCUGCUGUACGCGGCCGCGCGGGAGCCGGCCCUGGCGCCGGCGGUGGCGGGCGAGCUGCUGGAGCUGUUGGCGGGGCUGCUCAGCCGCAUGGGCGGCACAGGCUCGGGCGACCUGUUCCUGGUGGAGGAGGCGCAGCUGGUGCUGCUGGCGGGUUGCUGCGUGCUGGUGCCGCAUGAGGGCAGGGCGUUCCAGCAGACAGCGCUGCAGGAGCUGGUGACGGCCACCCGCAGCAAGGUCGAGUCGGUGGGCCAGGCGGGCUACGGCGCUGCGCUGCGGCUGUGCUGGGGGCUGCUGGCGCUGGUGAGCCAGGCGGCGCCGCAGGACGGUGCGCACUGGGUGCGGGAGGCGCUCAAGGCGGGCGCGCUGGCCUUCAUGCGGCAGCUGUUCCAGCACCCGCACUUCAAGCUGGACGACGUCACGCACUCGCACGUGGUGGCGGCGGCCGUGCACCACAUCCUGGCAGCGCUGCUCAGGACGGACGCGGAGCGGGCCGCCGGCGCCUUCUACCAGCAGCUGCUGCAGCGCUCCGAGGCCGCCAUCCGGCCCACCGCCGGCCACGGCCACGGAGCCGUGCUGGCCUACACGCCCUUCCCGCCCGAGUCACCCGAGGCGCGCGCCGACCAGCUGGGCUCGCUGCUGGGGCUGCUGGCGGACUGCUUCGAGGCCUACCCGGAUCUGUACCUGUCCAACCUGGCGGACCAGGAGGCGGGCGCGCGGCCUGUGCGCGAGCUGCUGGAGCGGGCCAUCAACUCGCCCGUCAUGAGGAGCAGCCCGGAGGUGCGCGUGCCGCUGCUGCAGCUGCUGGCGGCGCUGGCGGGCAGCGAGCGCGGCGUGCACCUGGUGCUGAGGCAGAUGGACGCCAUGGCAGCGGUGCCGGCGCUGGAGGUGCUGACGCUGCGCAAGCUGUUCCACACGGUGUUGGCCUACUGCCUGCGCUUCUUCGCCACCACCUCGGAGAUCCAGCGCCAGCAGCAGCUGCAGCUGCAGGGCGGCAUGGGCGCGGCGGGGCUGCAGGGCGGCUCCUCGCUUCUGUCCGCCUACGAGUCCAUCAUCAACCCCUACGAGGCCGACAUCCUGGUGGCCUUCCUGCAGCUGCUCAAGCGUGUGCUGUGCCACGGGCGGCCCGCCGAGGUAGCCGCCUUCUGGGCCGCCUCCUCCGCCGACCUGGCGCCCUCGCUCAACGGCUUCCCGCUGCAGGAGCCGCUGUUCCAGCUCAUGUGCUACCCGGUGCAGAACAGCGUCAAGGCCGCGCUGGACGAGGUGCUGGGCGCGCUGGCGGCGGCGCUGCCCGACCUGGCGCCGCGCCUGCUGGAGCGGCUGCUGCAGUGCACCGUGGUCAAGGCGCCCGCGGCGGUGCUGCCCACCGUGCCCCGCCUGGACAUCGUGCAGCAGCUGAACGAGAUCGAGGCGCGGCGCGAGGAGUACCCCGAGACACUGGCGCUCAUGAGGCUGCUCAACGCGCUGCUGGGGCCGCUGGCGGCGCCGCCGGCCCGGGCCGGCGCGGCGGGCGGCGGCGGCGGCGGUGCGGGCGGCGUGGGUCUGCCGGACGGCGGCGCCGACGUCAGCAGCUUCACGCUGUUCAUCCAGCAGCACGUGCUGGGCCAUCUGUGGACGCGCGGCUACCGCAUCGCCGCCCAGAAGUGGGAGGUGGCGGCGGCGGCCUUCACACACCUGGAGCAGGUGCUGCAGCUCGCCACGCGGCCCGGCCUGCCGCCGCCGCUGCCCGCCUCCGAGGCCGCCGCCACCGGCGCCAAGCAGCCGCCCGGGUACCUCAUCAUGCACGACCUGCUGGGCGGCGGCCCCGCCUAUGCGGCGCUGCUGCACGUGCUGAGCCCCGGCUACGCGGCGGCGCUGACGGCGCUGGCGGGAGACAGCGACGAGGUGGGUGCGCGCGAGGCGGCGGUGCUGGCGGGUCUGCGGCUGCUGAACGCGGCUCUGCAGCUGGACGGCCCCUUUGUGGAGUCCCUGGCGGCCACCAACCUCAGCAACAGGUACCAGCCGCUGCACCAGAAGCUGCUGUCGGGCGGCGUGCGGCAGGCGGCCACGCUGCUGCAGUACGUGUGCUACCCCGACAGCGCAGACAUACAGGUUGAGGCCAUCCGCCUGGCGCUGGAGCUGUCGGCGCGCCUGCCGCACCUGGUGGAGCUGCUCUCCACAGCCGGAGCCGGAGGCGGCGCGGGCGGGGCAGGCGCCGCCGCCGGCGUGCCCUUCAUCUCCGCCGCCGCCGCCGCCGGCACCGUGGGCGCCGCCGCCAGCGCGGCCGGCCUGGCGGCGGCGGCGGCGGCUGAGGACCUGUCGGACGUGCUUGGCUCGCUGCGGCGCGGCUUUGCUCAGGCCAUGGCGGCGGGCGUGGCUUGUCCCAAUGCGCUGGACAACCUGGAUGCGCCGCCCGCGGAGCGGCUGGGCCCCUAUGGCGGCUCGCCCGGCUCCGACUCGCCCGCCGACCCCCGCGCGGCGCUGGUGCUGCGGCUGAUGCUGGCCACCAGCGCCCCCAGCCUGCCCACUCCCUCCUUCGCGCACCUUCUCCUGGGCUACGACAUGGAGUGCGCUCUGGGCGGGCGACUGGACGAGUCUCUGCUCAUCCCGCACCAGGAGUACUCCUGCCUCACCAUACUGGAGCGCCUGCUCACACAGCACGACAUGAGGAUGGCGCUCACCAAGCCCAAGCUGUACAGCCAGUGCCUGUGCCUGCUGCACCGCCUGGCCGCAUCGCCCGCGGCGGGGCUGCCCAUGCUCGAGUACCUCAGCCCCAAGAACAACCCGCUCAUCCCCAGCCUGCGCGGGCUGCUGACGCUGGAGCUGCCGGGUGGCGGCCACGGCGGCGGCGGCGGCGGGCUGGCGGGCAUGGUGUUGGGCGAGGCGGCGGAGGCGCGGCCGCACGAGCUAUCCGCCGCCCUGCACAGCCGCUCCUGGUACAUGCGGAUCACGGGCCUGCUGCUGCUGCGUCUCCAGCACGAGGACUCGGCGCGACAGCUGCUGGCGGAGCUGUUCGCGCCGCCGGGCGCCCCCGCGCUGCCAACCGACCCGCACGCCGCCAACGGUAACGGUAACGGUUACGGCGGUUACUCGGCGGUUAGCUCCUCGGUUGCUGGUACCAGCACGCUGCUGGACACGAUGCGGGCGGCCUCGGGCCUGGUCUUUCCGGAGCCGCAGCUGUCGGACCUGAGUCAGGAGCAGCGCCGCAUGCUGCAGGACCUGGGCGCAGGCGAGUCGCCGCCCCUGGAACAGCUGCUCACAAACCCCGCGCUCAUGUCGGCGGCAGGCGUGGCCAUGGCCUCAGACACGGGCGACCUGCUCUUUAGCGUGGACGCCCUGUUCGGGCUGCUGCGCCGCCGGCUGGACGCCUACGCGGCGCGCGCCGGCGGCGUGGCGGGGCUGGGCGGCGCGGCGGAGGCGGGCGCGGAGGCGGCGCGCGGCGCGCUGCGGCACGCGGCCCGGCACAACGCGUACGUGCUGCUGGCGGGUGCGCAGGCGGCGGCGGUGGAGGCGUGGCAGCAGCUGGUGCAGGUUGUGUUCACUCGCUCCUACGAGCUGCUUAACGGGCUGCUGCGCGGCGGCGCGGCGGAGGCGCUGUACGAGGUGCUGGUGGCGGCGCUGGAGGCGGUGCGGCGGCUGAUGGGCCGGCACGACGGCGCGGCGGAGCGGGCGGCGGGGCCGCUGUGCUCCGCGGCGCGGGUGCUGCUCAGCAAGCUGCAGGAGCAGGCCAUCCUGCACGUGAGCCUGGGCCAGGCCUCCGACCCGCUGGCGGCGGUGCGGGUGCCCAGCCGCUGCCAGGCGCUGCUGCGGCUGCUGGUGGACUUGAUCAGGGCGGCGCACGCACGCCGCACACCCGCGGUCAGGCUGCAGCUGUACGCUGCCACGCUGCAGUACCUGCAGCUGUCGCGCGGCUCCAAGCUCGCCACCAGCUGCGCCCCCGCCGUGCUGGCGGCGCUGCUGCAGGGCUGGGGCACGCCCGCAGAGGCCGUGGCGGUGCUGGACCAGUCUGAGGAGCUGAUCGAGCGCGCCAACGCGGCGGUGGUGGCGGAGGCCGGGCCCGCGCUCGUGGAGGCCCUGGCGGCGGACGCGCUCAACGGCUCCGCGCCGCCGCUGGGCCAGGCUGUGUCGCUGCACCUCCUCCGUGCCCUCCUCGCCGUGGACUCGGCGCACUACGGCGCCUCCUCCGCGUCCUCCGCGCCCGGCUCCGGCGCCGCCGCCGCGGCGUCUAUGGCGGCGUCCGCCGCCGCCGCGGCGGCGGCCGCCGGCUCCGCCGGCGCCGUGGUGGCGGCUGCGGCGUACAGCCAGGGCGUGCCGCAGCAGCUGCUGGGUCAGCUGGCGGCGCUGCCGCCGUCGGCGCUGACGGCGGCGGGCAAGCGCGCGCGGCGCAGCGUGCACGUGCUGGAGGCGGCGCUGGCGCUGCUGGCGGCGCUGGCGGCGGCGGGGCCGCCGGCGGCGCGCGCGGCGGCGGCGCAGCAGCUUUACUCGCUGAACGCGCUCACCGCGCUCAACCGGUGUGCGGCGCUGGACGUGGUCCCCGACGACCCCACAACCUCGCAGCCGCGCCCCGGCCUGCCCGGCUGCGGCGCCGACGGCGUGCGCUACCGGCUGAAUGCGCUGGCGGCGCCGCUGCUGCGGCUGCUGCUGACGGUGCUGGCGGCUCUGCCGGACUCGCCGGCGGUGCGUGCGGACGCGGCGGCCUUCGCGGCCGCGCACCACGGGCUGUUGUGUCGGGCCAUGAGCGAUGCGGCGGCCGCAGGCUCCCGCGGCGGCUGGGUCCCGGGCGACUCAGAGCUGGAGCUGGCGGACCUGGGCCUAGGCCUACUGGUGCGGCUGGUGCCGGCGCUGCCCAGCCUGCCGCCGCUGGUGGCGGAGCCGCUCAAGGCCGCCGCCUACAAACUGGCGUUCCAGUUCUGCUGCCUGGAGGAGCGCUCCGCCUCGCCGCUGGUGCAAUCCCUGAGGGCCGCGCGCCGGGAGGCAAGCAGCGCCGGCGCGGGUGGGGGUGCGGGUGCUGCGCAUCCGCACGCGAACGGCGGAAACGGAAGCAGCGCGAUGGUGGUUGCCGGCGAGGAGGCGGCGGGGGCAGGGCUGGGUGGCGGCGCGGCGGGCGGGCGCGGUGAGGCGGCCAGUCGCGGCGCGCGCAUCAUGUCGGUGCGCUGCAGCCUUGCGCGGCUACUGCGGGACAUGUCGGCGGCGGCUGUAGCAGCGCCCAGCGCCCAUGCGCCGGCGGCGGGCAGCGGCGGCGGCGGUGCUACAGCCAACGGGGGUGCGGGCGGCGGCGCGGCCCCGGCGGGCCUGCUGCGGGCUGUGGGUCCGCCGGAACGGCGCGAGCUGGACCCGCUGACGGGGCGGCCCACACUGCAGCUGGUGCGAGACAUGGCGCAGCAGGCCUGCCACGACGCCUCCGCCGCGCUGGACGAGCUGUGCGAGUUGCUGGCGCUGCUGCGCCUGCCCGACUCCCACCUGGACGAGGCCACAGUGUCGGACCGACUGCGAGCCUACGCGCCGCCCGGCUCUGCCACCGUGGCGGCGGCGGUGGCGGCGGGCGCCUCCGCCGCGGGGCUGGCGGCGCGGCGGCGGCUGGCACGGCACUUCUGGGCCCUGGCGGCGACGGCGCUGGACCGGCAGCUGUCGCGCGCGCUGUUCGUGUUGGAGGCGGGCCUGAGCACCAUAGCCAUCCACUUCCUGCGGUGCCUGCCGCGGCCUGGAGCCGGCGCGGCGGCGGCGGGCAAGGACUCAGCAGCCGCCAUGGACACUGACGAAGUGCUGGCGGCGGCGAGCGCCUGUCUGGACCUGGACCUGGGGGCGCUGGGCGGCGGCGGCGGCGGCGGCGGCCGGGCGCUGCCGGCGCCUGGCGAGGCGGAGGCGAGGGCGCUGGGCUCGCCGGAGGAGCUGUCCAACUUCAUGGUGCAGCUGCAGGACACGUGCCGGCACGCGGAGGAGCUGCUGACGCGGCUCACGGACGCGGCGGCGGAGGCGGGCGCCGCCGGCGGCUCGGCGGCGGGCCUGCCGCUGGGCGGCCUGGCGGCGGGUGGCGGCGGCGCGGGACGCGGGGGGCCGAGUGUUGGUGGCGGCGUGGGCUGGGGCUCCUCGCUGGAUGCCUUUGGCUCUGCGUCUCAGCCGCAGCAGCAGCCGGUGGAGGGCAUUGACAUGAUGGUCCGUGCGCUCAAAAUGUACUGCUCGAGGAGCUGAUUGAUCGGCUGGGGGUUAUGUUGGAGCGGGACGGCUGGAGGUGGGGUGGAGGGGCUAGGGGGCUGAGUCCAUGAGUCACGUGUGCGUGUGUGUAGGGGCGCUAGAGCGAAAGAUUGGGUUUGGGUGCUGGGGGGUGCUGGAGGCGUGUAGCGGUAGGUAGCAGUGGCGGCAGGCCGCUCAUAGACGGUGCAGGUGUGCGCCACGUUGCGGGCGUCGGUGAGGAUGGCGCUGUGUGUCGAUGGGCGUGCGUCAAGACGAUAUAAGUUGUGCCCGAAACCAGCUUUCGCGUAGGCAAUUUUGCAGGAUUCUUACGUGGGUGGAGUCGGAAGCGGCCAUCCACGCUGUGUAAGUGGCAGUUUAAGGGCUUUCUGCGCGCGAGGAAAUGCCGGGGCCAACGCCGGGGCCUCAAAAGACAAAAGCCUCC
Molecule: messenger RNA, 7491 nt
Organism: Chlamydomonas reinhardtii
Lineage: Eukaryota; Viridiplantae; Chlorophyta; Chlorophyceae; Chlamydomonadales; Chlamydomonadaceae
Exons: 39
Coding region: 228-7067 (2279 amino acids)
Cellular component (GO): nuclear pore
Source: RefSeq, a predicted model, not a curated record